Brettanomyces bruxellensis is the source of this 663-nucleotide messenger RNA. RefSeq lists its product as uncharacterized. The record is from RefSeq and is a predicted model, not a curated record. The coding region runs from base 1 to 663 and encodes 220 amino acids. The transcript has a single exon. Lineage: Eukaryota; Fungi; Ascomycota; Pichiomycetes; Pichiales; Pichiaceae. Gene Ontology annotation, cellular component: ubiquitin ligase complex.
AUGGGAUUCCGGUAUACGACGUGCCUUGAGUCUGAUGACUCUUUGAGAGAUGAUAAAGCUCUCCAAAAAAAAGUAUACUCUGCUUAUCAGCAUGAAAUUCGAUUAAAUAGAUAUCGGUCAACAGACAUAGAUGGAGAUGAUGAUGUCUAUGAGUUGGGAGGUGAUGAUUAUGGUGGAGUUGCCAAUGACGAUUCUUCGUUGAGCGAUGAUACUGGAUCAGAAGGUAAUGAAAAUUCUGGAGAGAGUGCAAUUGGUGGUAAUCCCUACCGAAGGGGAACAUCGAUCGGCAACAGAAACCUUUCUCGUCUUCCUGUACCGUUUUACAAAAGGCAUAAGAAGUAUAAUUGCCAUGGAAAGCCGUUAAUAUAUGUUUGCUCACAUUGUAUGACACAUGUUGCAUUAUCAAGCUAUAUAGUUUCUGAUUGUUAUCAAGGAGGUCUAGGAAAUGCCCUUCUGAUCUACAAGAUUGUUAAUGUCUUUUGUGACAGAAGUAAUGAUCGGCAAAUGACCACAGGAACGUAUUGCAUAUGCAAUGUAUCAUGCAAGCAAUGCGGUCGAUAUUUAGGCUGGAAAUAUCUAAAGGCAAUUUCUGAUGAGCAAAAAUACAAAGAAGGGCUGUAUAUCCUUGAAACGGGUGCAGUCAAACAAUUAUCACCAUCUUAG